This is a messenger RNA of Oncorhynchus gorbuscha (pink salmon), 1109 nucleotides long. RefSeq names its product solute carrier family 46 member 3-like. The coding region runs from base 144 to 1109 and encodes 321 amino acids. Gene Ontology annotation, molecular function: transmembrane transporter activity. NCBI's taxonomy places the organism in Eukaryota, Metazoa, Chordata, Actinopteri, Salmoniformes, Salmonidae. Gene Ontology annotation, cellular component: lysosomal membrane. Gene Ontology annotation, biological process: vacuolar transmembrane transport. The record is from RefSeq and is a predicted model, not a curated record. The transcript is spliced from 5 exons.
AUGGAGAGAGCAAUGGACAGGGAGACAGAGGGAGAGAUGGAAGCAGAGACAGAGGGAGAGACGGAGAGAGCGAUGGACAGGGAGACAGAGACGGAGGGAGUAGAGAGAGAGACUGGGGUAAGGGUGGGGGUCGUACAGUGCGUAUGGCAGCCUUGGAGAUGUUGCUAGGUGUGUUGUCAGGGCUAGCCUCUCUGUGUACUGGGUUCUAUAUUCAGACAGCAGGGUUCACCUGGCCGUUCAUCACAGCAGCCGCACUACACCUGAUCAACCUGGUAUACACAGCGUGGGUACUGCAGGAGACUGUGGAGAGACCCUCGCACACAGACUCAUCUUCAUCACCAUCAUCAUCACCGACACGCUUUCUCCAACGAGAAGCCCUGAUUGGUCGGUUUCAGGGUGUGUAUCUGUUAUUCAUCGCGUCACCAAGGAGGAGGAAAACUGUCCUGGGACUGAUACUGGCGGCCUUUGCUUUCUAUACGGUGUCUAAGCUGGGUGGUAUGUCCAUCUUCAUCCUGUAUGAGCUGAAUGCGCCUCUGUGUUGGAGUGAGGUGUUGGUUGGCUAUGGUUCAGCCUUGUCUACACUUAUCUACCUGGGGAGCUUUGCAGGGGUGUCCCUGCUGUCGCGCUGUCUUCGAGACGGGUAUAUAGUACUGCUGGGACUGCUGUCUGUCGCUGCAGGGCUACUGAUGGCUGCCUUCGCCAAGAGCACGCUGCUCAUGUUCCUAGUGCGGCUGCCUCUCCUUCUCUCCAUCAUGCCUGCUCCUGUUCUGAGGUCCAUGAUGUCCAAGAUAGUACUCCGCUCUGAACAAGGUGCAGUGUUUGCCUGUGUUGCGUUCGUGGAGAUGCUGAGUAUAGGUGUUGGGAUCACCGUGUUCAGCAGUACCUACGCCUCCACUGUCUCCUGGUUCCCUGGAUUCAGCUUCCUGCUGGCCUCAGCCAUCGCACUCAUACCGGCUGUUCUGAUUGGGGUGGUAAUGUGUCUGUCUGUCUGUCUCCAGGGUGGUAAUUUCCACACUGAGCUCCAGGGUGAGCUACCAAUGUGUCUACCUGUCUGUCUCCAGGGUGGUGAUUUCCACACUGAGGAUGAAGAGGCCAUUUACCACAGCUGA